Messenger RNA from Leucoraja erinaceus (little skate), 3031 nucleotides. RefSeq names its product SHQ1, H/ACA ribonucleoprotein assembly factor (gene shq1). Gene Ontology annotation, cellular component: nucleoplasm; cytoplasm. Gene Ontology annotation, biological process: box H/ACA snoRNP assembly. The record is from RefSeq and is a predicted model, not a curated record. The transcript has 13 exons. Lineage: Eukaryota; Metazoa; Chordata; Chondrichthyes; Rajiformes; Rajidae. Bases 22 to 1968 code for a protein of 648 amino acids.
UUGCGUUCCUUUGGAGUAAUCAUGAUCACUCCUGCCUUUGAAUUAAGUCAAGAUGCUAACUUCCUCACUAUCGUAAUCCACGUACCAUAUGCAAGAGUUAAUGAAGUUGACUUGUACAUCGAUGGAGUGGACUUCAAAUUUUAUGUCAAGCCAUACUUCUUAAGGUUGACACUUCCAGGAAAGAUAGUGGAGGAUGGAAGAGAAGAGUCUUCAUAUGACGUGGAUGCAGGAAUUUUUACCAUAAAAGUUCCAAAAGAAACUGCUGAAGAAUAUUUUGAUGGAUUGGAUAUGCUGACUGCACUGCUGGCACCGAAGGGUUCAAGAUCUGCAAAGCCACUGGUGGAAGAUCUAGGACAGUCCGCCAAUGCUGAAAUUGAAGAGGAAGAGUUUGACUGGGAAGUUGAGCAAACACCCAAUGGAGAAUCGGAAAAAGUAUUAAACUCAGACUCAUCGUACGGUUUUGGAAAUCUAAGAUCAGGAGUCUUCCAAAGACUGCAGCAUGAGCUCAGUGAUGUGAUUGACCUGAAGGAACCUGAUAGCACAACACCAGUGGAACGUCGGCUAAAGCGCUUGGCAGCUGAAGAGGCCAAGUUUGAUUCUGACCAUUAUCUUGCUGACCUGUUUGAAGACGAUGCCAUUCGGCAUCUGUUGAAGCAUCAACCUUGGUGGGGAAACACUCCGAAAGCAAAAGAGGAAGGAAAGGAAUCCCAGAUUGAACCUGAUGAUUCAGCAGAAGCAAGAGGGCAAUGUGUCACAUUUUCUGGAGAAGAAAAGGAGCAACUGCGAAAAUUCACCAACAGAAAUUACCUGCUAGAUAAAGGCUCCAGCCAAAUGGUUUAUACCAGCCUGGUUGACAUACUCCUUGCCUAUGCCUACGAAGUCCGCAGCACUGAAGGGGAAACAAAUACUGAAUCCUCGUGGAAUAUCUGGAAACUGAGUGGAACACUUUGUUGGCUUGAAACUUACCAUUCUCUUCAAGGAGUCAUUGUAUCCUUCAGCAGAAGAGUUUUGUGCUAUCCCUUUUACAGACACUUCCAGAUGGCUCUGAAAGCCAUUGAGGAUGUCAUCUUCAUACUCCAGUUGGGUAAGGCUGCUGUUUUGAAAUGUUUGCUGGCCAUCCACCAAGUCUUCAGGGAGAGUGACCCCGCGUACCUCCUCAACGACCUCUACAUCACAGACUACUGUAUCUGGAUCCAGAAAGUGAACCAUGGUGACUGCUCAGGAAGUGGUGAAAAGUUGAUUGAUGGUGUGAACUGGAGCAGAGCUGCAAGAAACCAGAUGUGGUCGAAGAAACUUGCAUCCUUGGCAGAGUCACUACGGAAUGUAAAGGUCACAAAGAAUGAUUUGGGCUUUGAACUGAAAGAACUGGAGAAAGCGGCACUGUUGGUUCAGGAGGAAGAAAAUCAGAUCAAACGAGGGACGGGUGACUCCCAAUCAUUGCAGUCGGAAAGCGAGGGAGAUGAGGAAUCAAGUUGCUCAUCCUCUGAUACAGGAGAAUCUGAUUUAUCUCAAGGUGAUUUGUCUCACCACUGUAGUUCUGAAGAAACGGGGAGAAAUGGAUUGCCUCGUGGAGGAGAGGCUGACUGUGUGACUGAUAGAGAAGUCACGGAGCCUCUGAUCAAAUUGAGCUGUGGCUUAGAUACUGCACACUCGGCAGGCUCACGGUAUCCAGACAAAUGUGCUCUGGGGGAAGCUCCCUCUGCUAAAUCACCCCCAAGAAGAUUGAUCGAGGAACUCGCAGAUCAGUUGCAGUCAGUGGGACUCUCGGAGUGCUGUGAAAAAGCUGCCGCUGAGAAUUCGAAUGCUUCGGUGCACCAGCGAUCUAGUUGUCCUCCUCCGAGCUUGGCACCGCACCAGCGUUUACAGAUGGCCUCACAGCAGAGUUUCUUAGAGGUGUCUCCUGAGAGGAAUUGCCUGCUGUUCGUUGCAGGUCCUGAUAAUACCGAGGAUUUUACAAAUCUGGCGUGAAUCCAGGUUGCAUGCUGGAAAGAAAAAUAAACUGAUUUAUAUGUCUAAGCGGCUGAUGCCAGUUAACGUACUUGUGAAAUCACUUCUGAAUUGCAUGCUUCGAGGUUGUGUCGUACAUCACCAAAUUUAUCUGCAUAAGCAUCUUAUUCCAGUGUGGUUUUUUUUAACGUAGCUGCUGUUCUAAUUGUGCCCUCCAUUACAGCAUUGUGCAGUGGUGACAAAUUGGCGUGCUGUGAAACGUAACUAUUGUUACUCGGCUUGUAUAUCAGAGUACAUUGAUUCGGAUGAGAGCAACAGCACUUAAAUCUAACCCAUACUUUACCUGUAACAUGAAAUGGUGGCAGAAUGUUGAUAAUUUAAUGAGAAGGUAGAGUUGCUACCUUACAGCUCCAGAGACCUCGGUUCGAUCCCGACCACAGGUGCUGUCUGUGCAGAGUUUGGACGUCCUUCCCAUGACAGCGUGGGUUUUCCCCGGGAUCUGCGGUGCCCUCCCACACUCUAAAGACAUACAGGCUUGUAGGUUAAUUGGCUCCGGUAAAAAAAUUAAAUUAUCCCCAGCGUGUAGGAUAGUUCUAGUGUACGGGGAUCGCUGGUCGGCGCCGACUCGGUGGGCCGAAGGGCCUGUUUCCGCGCUGUAUCUCCAAACUAAACUAAAGAAGUGUGACUAUGGCAUUGCAUCUUGCCCAUGGGCUGAGAUUCUUUCCCCCUGAGGGAUGUUUUAUUGUAAAUGUUCCCUUUGCUAAGGAGAUGGUGACAACGUGAGAAACAGGGAACUUGGAGGAAAGAAGAAAAUACUAAUAUGUCACAGCAGGAGAGAAAAAUAGUCUGCGUGAUCACCAAUGUGAAAUUGCAUCGCCGUGAAUCAAUCCUCUUGUACUAAUGGCGUCAAUCACAUGUUGGCGUUGAAAGGGAUGAAGUGCUUAUUAAAGUUGAAGUUGGAGAUGACUUUGACCUAGAAGGCUCAUUGAAGAGGAUGGGAGCAGACGUUAAACUGGAGCCCUUUGAAUUCAACUAAAUUUUAAUAAUUGAGACUGCAUUGUGAAUAAAAAUCUGAGUUUCUAAC